UGGCUCAUCAUUAUCACAUUUUAUGAGCACUCAACUCCCGUCCGUCACUCAUUCAGACACGCUGCACAUGGGUUGUCAGUGUGCCAUGUAAAUGCUCUCAGCUGGCUGAGAUUAGUGCGACUUGUCACUCCCACCCUGGGCUGUUAUCAGCUGCAGAGGCUGGACAGACAGUGUUAGGGGGCAAAGUCAACUGUGACACGUCCUGUUGGUGGCUCUGGGGCAGUUCAGACAGGCUAGUUCACGUCUCCGCAGAAGCGGGGAUGCACAUGAGCACAUCUUGUUACAGGUUUUUGUUUUUUGGGUGGUGUCAAAGUACAGAUGAAAAUUGCUCACACUAUCGCCAUGAGUGGGCUUCUCAAGAGGAAGUUUGAGGAGGUGGAUGAGGACCAGUGUUACUCCUCACCCUCGCCCUCCUCCCUCUCCUCGGCCUGCUCAGCCUGGGACUCAGAGGGGGAGAGCUGCUACUCAGACACCCUGGAUUCCACUCCCAGCAACCCCAGCUCCCCGGCAACAAAUUUCAACACCACGUCCAUCCUUAAGAAAGCCAAGAGGCCACGACGGGGGAACGUCACCUUUGACCAGGUGACCGUGUUCUUCUUCCCUCGGUGCCAGGGCUUCACCAGCGUUCCCAGUCGAGGAGGAUGCACGCUAGGCAUGAUGCAGCGCCACAGCGCGCUCCGCACGUACACGCUCGCCGAGUUUGCCGUGGAACAGCGGCUUUUACGCCGGGAAAAACUCCUUAACAGACUCAGGGAGGAGAAGCUAGAAACUCUUAGGUUAAAGCUGACUAAGAACGGAACCCAGGAGAGCGAGGAGGCAGAGCGGCUAACGGUGGACGACAUCCCCGAGCAGGACGUCGACAUCGGCGGAGCCAACCUGGACGAGGGCUCCUUCCUCCAGCCUUACCCGUCAAGAAGCCGCUACUCGCUGCUCAAAGCGGCCGGCGUGAAGAAGAUCGACAAGGAGGAGAAGAGGCAGCUGCACGAGCUGAGGCUCUCCAGGGAAAACUGCGGUUGCGACUGCCAGGGCUUUUGCGAGCCGGAGACAUGUAGCUGCAGCCUCGCGGGCAUCAAAUGUCAGAUGGAUCAUUCCUCUUUCCCAUGUGGCUGCACCAAGGACGGCUGCGGUAACACGGAAGGUCGCAUCGAGUUCAACUCUACCAGGGUACACACGCAUUACAUUCACACGAUCAUGAAGCUGGAGCUGGAGAAGAGGCUGGAGGAGCAGUCGAGCACGGAGGAGGAGGAGAGCGCGAGGGGGCUCGCGUCCGUACCAGCUGUGCCCUCCUUCGCCUUCAGCUCGGAACUGACGGCAGCUGGAGAGAACAGUUGCAGCAGCGACAUGACAGACUUGUCGGACUCCUCGGGGCAGAGCGAGGACUCGGAGGCCGGCGGCCACCCAUGUGACCACCGGACCCAGCUGGACGUGGACGAGCAGGGGCUGAGCCGCAUCCUCUGCUUCAGCGACGCGGAGAACUGCUCGAGAAGUAGCGGGGACGGCGCGAACAAGAACGGCAAAGGCACGUGCUGCCAAGAUCAGAGGCAAGAGGCGGAGGCGUUCCGGAGCUUCAGCAUGGUGGACUUUGCCGACGAGAAUGACAAUAUAGACGUCGCGCUGUUGGAUUCGGCGGACGGCAGCCACACGGACAAUCGAUUAACAGCCAUUUCGGAACUCUUGGAUGAGAACGCCAACCAGGGGAACGCCCUGUUCCAUAGCAGUAGCGUGCCACACACGCCCUCGCCCACCAUCGACCGCUCCGCGAGCUACAACAUGGACCUGAGCCUCUCGUCGGAGUCGGACUUGGAGUUCUUUGACGGCUUCCCGUGUCUGGGCUCCAGCUCGCUUUACAACUCCCUCAAGGAGUACGAACACAUGGACAACUCCUUUCACUUUCAGUUGCCUAGCUACCCCAGCUUCCCCGCGGCGAGCGACCCUGGCACCUGUUUCCUGGAGUCACUGAUUGGCCUUUCAGAGUCUGUCCCCGAACCCCCCGCCACAUUUACAGACAAUCAGCUGUUGGAGGAAGCCAUGAAAUUGUCUGUGAUGGAGUCUGUGAAAGUUUAACGAAACAUGCAAAUUUGUUGGACGGUGCAAGGAAAAAAAAGAAAAAGGAGGAGGUGGAGCUUUGGGAGGAGGCCGAACAUGCACACAAGAUGUCAACGUCAAACAUGUUUGAUUUCAGAGGAAGCUGUGAUUUCCCUCUUCUUUUUUUUUGCCUAAUAAACGUUUCAAUUUCCAGACUUGCCUUCAAAAUGUUAGCAAAGCAGUUUGGGAUUAACGCUGUGUGAGACGGCAGCUAGUGUUAAAAGUGGAAAGAUGCAAAACAAGAGGUCAAUUUGGCCCGGGCCCACGUAACAAAAAAAAACACACGAAAAAAGAAAGGAAACCAAUGACGGCUCUCGUUUUUCCUAAGAAAGCUCUUUUAACCAAACCAAGAUCACCAACCAUAUGCUAAACAGGAAUCAACCUUUGAUGGGGGCCAGGUUGGAUAUCUCAACACAGCUGAAUGUGCACCUCAGGGAUUUUUUUUCUAGCUUUCUAGCUUUUGGAGGCAAUGUAUGGUGACCAUUGCUGUGAUGACCUUCACAUGAAACCAGAGUCGAAUCACAACAUAGUUUCUUGUCCUCCCUUUGGGCUCAGACGUCCACAUGACCUGAGGAGGUCGGGAGUCCCUGCAUCCUGAAGCUCGUGGACUCCUGUCCUCCUCGACGUCUCUCUCUCCCCAAAGGUCUCACGGUACAAAACAAAAAACAAAAAAAUCCCUCUAAAAAGCUCCUUGAUCAGCACUUUAUCUGUGAAGAAUAGUUAUGUAUGAAUAGGCAUUGUUUUGGCUGUACGGGGUCGAUUCAACAGUUCAAACGCUAAAUUAUGGAGUUUCUUAUUUAUGAGCUGGGUAUCUAGAAAAUAAUGGCUCAUACCAUUACAAUCUGUAGCUGUAUUAUCUUCUUUUUCUUUCUUUUUUUUCCUCCUUUUUUUGUUUUAAAUUAUUUUCCUUUUUACGAUUUAAUUUCUUAUUUAUUUCAGACAAAGCCUACUUUCUCUCGAGAAGCACUGUGGUUUUCCACCCGAAAGUGCAAUCUUCCUUCCUUCCUUCUUUUGUUUUCUUUCCCAUAGCGACACCUUUAGGCGUCGCUAUGGGAAACAGGACCACGAGUUCCAUCGGAAAGUAUUUAAUAUCUAUUAUUAUCUUACACAUUUAACAAUUUUUUUUAUUAUUUUUUUUUUGGUAACUUAUUAUUUCAUUAUUUUUCAUUAGUUAUUUAAUUUAAAGAUGUUUUGGCAAUAAAAAUGGGGCUGUUGUGAGGUUUACUGGAUGUGCCUGCUUAUCGGGAGGGAAGGGGGCUUGCCAACAGUGUGUGUGUGUGUGUGUGUGUGUGUGUGUGUGUGUGUGUGUGUGUGUGUGUGUGCGUGUGCGUGCGUGUGUGUGUGCGUGUGCGUGUGCACAGUGCUUCCAUUUAAGCUUUGGGAAUGAAAACUGUGGAAAUCUCCCUAAUCACUGAAACUAAAUUAUGGGUCUCUUGUAUUGCUGCCUAUAAUGUAAGCGUAGACAAAUUACACUAAUAUUUUGUAACUACUUUAUGUUAGGUUCGACAAAUGAAUUCUAAUCACUGUCAAAAUUUGAAUAUUUUAUUAAAAGAGAACAAACAAAAAAAAACGAGUCAUUUUCCAAUCCGGUGGACGGACGACAUUUGUAAUAUAUGAAUUAUAAGAGGAAAUGUAUGUAUACGUUAUGAAGGUAAUUGCUAAUCUAGCGUUCUGAAGUAUUUUUCAUAGGCAAGCCUUUUAUGGGGGGGGGGGUUUAGAUAUUUUAGCGAAAUGCCACUAAAAAAGAAAAAAGUAAACUGCAAAGAAUCAAUUUGAUUGUACGCUUGAAUCUUUUUGGAAGUCUGUGACUUGGGUUACAACAUGUUUAUAAAUGGGGUGGUUUGUGGAUUAAAAACUGCAUAUAUUAUACAGAUUUUUUAUCGCGCGCAAACACAACCCCCCCUCCCCCCCGACAGUUGAAGACAUUUCAAAAACGUGGUCGUUGAGGGACACGAGAGAGACUUUAUGUACAUAUCUCACAUCCUUUCUACAACUCUUUCAACAGCCUUUUCUGGACCCUUUAGAAAAGUUAUGCAUGCCGGUCCUUGUUUGUUAAGAAGAGGAAGAAGAAAGAACAACCUUGUUCUAAUUAAUUCAUUGUAUACUUUGAAAAGUGCAGCCUGCACACAUCGGGAAAUGUAUUAUUCGCUCUUUUUUUUACUUUUCUUUUUGAUGAUUACUUUGACGUCCAUCCAAUAUUAUUAUUAUUAUUAUUAUUAUGUUCUCAUGCCAUGAAGUCGGCACUGAUUUGUUUCUCUUGUAUAAAAUCAACAUCGAUUGUCAUAAAGUAAUUGCAACAGUGAGUGUUUAUCAGUGUAAUGUAUUACAGUAUGGCUUUUUUUUUGCCUCUUUUUUGCUUUUUUUUUCUCAUUUCAUUUUCAGAAAGAAAAAAAACGUGUCUUACUUACUUUUUUGCCUUUUUGUUGUACAUAUUUCUGCUUGAUUGGUCCUGCAGAGCAAACAAAAGCUGCUUUAUUUUUUACAUAUUCACACUUUAACCUGCUGUUUAACGACAGUUUCUUUCAUCUAAGCCAUUUUGACAGCCUGUCCCUCCAAAUCAUAAUAAAAAAACAACAUUUUCUAAAAAAA
Molecule: messenger RNA, 4674 nt
Organism: Solea senegalensis (Senegalese sole)
Lineage: Eukaryota; Metazoa; Chordata; Actinopteri; Pleuronectiformes; Soleidae
Gene: csrnp1b
Product: cysteine-serine-rich nuclear protein 1b
Exons: 5
Coding region: 319-2064 (581 amino acids)
Biological process (GO): regulation of transcription by RNA polymerase II
Cellular component (GO): nucleus
Molecular function (GO): sequence-specific DNA binding; DNA-binding transcription factor activity, RNA polymerase II-specific
Source: RefSeq, a predicted model, not a curated record